ACCGAGAGGAGUGUAUAAUCAUUUGUUAAAUAAGAUUAAUAAAUUCCACAAACGAAGAGAAAAUAAUACUAAUUGAAAAAGUGAAACGGAUAAAAUUCAUCGUUAACUACACACCGACAAAAUGGGCACAAUAAUGAAAAUGAUAAUAAGUGGUGCUGCAAUUACAAUGGCCUUUUUAGUAGGAUUUGGAGUUAUUAAUUCUACGAUUAAAAAAAAAUCUAAAUCUUUGAAAAUAAAUCGUCGCUCCAAGAAACAAAGUGUGAAAACGCGAACAAUACAGCAAAAUAUUGACCAAAUUUAUUCUAUGAUGCAUAAUUCGUAUUGGAAGAAAAUUGGUAUAGUAGAAAAUUUGAUAAUAUACCCAGUAAAAUCGAGUGAGGAACCAGUGUCUAAUGAUUCAUUUGAAUUUCGUGAUUAUGGAAUGUAUAGACAGGAACGCGGGAUACAUUUUUGGGAUGGAAUGUUCUUAAUAUAUAACAAGACGAAAGGUAAAUUCGAAGAUAGCCGAACACAUUUUAUAUUGCGAUCAAUGGCAGCGACAAUAACGGACACUGACGAAGUAACGUUAAGAUGCGACGGAAUGAAGAAUACAGUAACAUUGAAUAUAAAUCAAUAUCUCAAUUCUGCCUUUCGUCUUACGAAGGAAACGUGGAAUGGAACUUUGGAGACAUAUUGUAUUUCAAAUGUAGACAUUAAUGAAUGGGUAAAACAAGCAAUAGAAACUGCCGAGGAUGUAAUUUUGGUAGUAAUGCUUCCAAGUAAUUGGAAUUCGACACAAAAAAUAAGAAACAAUUGGUCCCACUUUAUUCAAGGUUACAACACUAUGGAAGAAGAUGAAACGGGAAAAUUCAUAACUUUACCACGUUUUGUACUGAUAACAUCAGAUACGUAUGUAGAGUCACAUAGGAGGUAUAAGUAUUUGGCCCCAAACAUUAUCAUUAACGUUGACGAAGAAGAAAUGAUAAAUCCUUUUGAAGAGAAAAAUUGGGAAUGGAUAAAACUCGGUGACAAUGUAAUUCUUAGAAAUGUCAAACCAGUUCCGAGCUGUGAUGAAGAAGUCGAACAUUUCGGAAUUUAUUGUGGGUUAUGGGAAUCUAGUGGAAACGUAAAGGUGGAUGAUGAAGUAUAUAUUUACUAUUCUAAUACAUAGCACAAGUGUGAAGUGAAUAUCGUUUAAACAUUUAAUGUUUAAUUGUCAUAAUAGUUUAAUGUUUGGAUUAAUUAGAAUUAAUUGAUUUUAAAAGAAAUAAGUAUUGAUAAGUCACGUUAAUGUAUUACAAUGUCUGUUGGCAACACAUGAAAACCGACCUUAACGAUAAUAUCUUACCGAUAUUAACAUAAUUUUAUUCUUUAUCAUCGCUUACGAAAUUUAAUUUUCCCAUAACUUGUUUAUUAUCUUUAUUUCAUUGACGAGUUAUUUUAUAUAUGUAGAAAACAACGUCUCUGUUAACUUUGUAGAAAUAUGUAUGCUUGACUGUAAAACAUUUUUUUCAGAAGAUCAGAGCUCUAAAUAUAAGUUAUUAUU
Linepithema humile (Argentine ant) is the source of this 1525-nucleotide messenger RNA. RefSeq lists its product as uncharacterized. The record is from RefSeq and is a predicted model, not a curated record. NCBI's taxonomy places the organism in Eukaryota, Metazoa, Arthropoda, Insecta, Hymenoptera, Formicidae.